Molecule: messenger RNA, 5035 nt
Organism: Ochlerotatus camptorhynchus
Lineage: Eukaryota; Metazoa; Arthropoda; Insecta; Diptera; Culicidae
Gene: dpr12
Product: defective proboscis extension response 12
Exons: 8
Coding region: 2491-3558 (355 amino acids)
Biological process (GO): synapse organization
Cellular component (GO): neuron projection membrane
Source: RefSeq, a predicted model, not a curated record
CCUUCGCAUCGGAGGAGAGCUACUCUACCCUUACUAGGUAUACUACAGUGUCCGGAGAUGGUGGUAUUAUUCCCGUGCAAACCGCGAUGUCGUGUGUCGUGGAUCUCUAUUAAAUAGUAAUCGUCGUCGCGUUCUGUCAAAGUUUGGUCACUUGACCAGCUGAACAGUGAAGGAUUGAACCGAGGAAUUCGGAACGGGAUCAGGACGAAUCCGGUCCAAGUCCGAGCCUAGCAAGAGGAUAUUUUCCUGUGUUUGGAACUUCCUACGUAUCGAGGAAAGCGAGGCAAAGCGGAGCAGAAAAGAGCAAGAGAGUGAAAAAUACUGACGGGUGAUUGGGACGCAGGGAGUAGAUUCCUGCGGGGGAGGCCAAAGGAGAAAUAAAAAGUGUGUGUUUAGAGUGUGUAGAACGGAUGUAGCACACGUAUAUAGCCGAAGGGUGUGAAAAUCGAUUUGGUCCUUUUUUUUUUGUUCGGUGCGGUGCGGGAAAGCAGACCUUCGGUCAUGCAGUCCUAGCUGCUGCUGCUAUUGUUGUUGUUGAUGUUAUUAUUGUAAAUGUCACUUAUGGACCGGAAAGGUGAAAUUUCCGUGUUAAUUAAUGAAUGAGCUCUUCGGUUGGAGUGAUAUGAUCCAACGUGCUACAGUUUAACUCAGAGCCAUGGGGCAGUGAUAGGAGCUCGAAACAUGUUUACAGCUUCAUGUUGCGUUCGUAUAUAAGGCUACAAGAAAAGACGACGGGGCUAACGGAUGCUCUAUCUUGACGUUCGGUGCUGUGCGUUGUUUGAAAAACAAUCCCGGUCGAGAAUCAUGCCAUAGUACAGUGAAAGUGUUAAUGGUAUAAAUUUAUCUCAUUUUCGACGAAGAAAGUUCCAAACAGUGAUUUAAGUAUCGUGAAAAGCCCAUUUAUUGCCGGAAAGCAAAGCCCAUGUCAUAAACCAGGGAAAUUUUUGCUUAAAUUUCCACCAGCAAGUAAAGCCCCGCAAAAAAAAAGUGGAAAGCUCUCGUCGUGACACAGCUGUUCCAAUCUUGUAACCCUCGAAAAAAAAAAUAUGCGGGGAAAAUAACGAAAAAAGUGAAAGUCGUGUUCGUGCCAUAAAUUGAUGCUGUUUAGUGUUCGCUGUGGUUGGAAUUCCCAAUUUUAUGACGGUUGCCGCAGUUUUUCGGUGGCAGAAGGUCGUGUCCUGAAAACAACCACAACAACCUGGUCCACGGACGCGGCUAAAACAACAGAGUCGAUAUCGUGCUGCCAACUGUGAAAUCGUGUGUGUUUGUGUUCGUGAUUUUUUUUUUGUUGGAAGAAAACCGAAAUCCUGUGCGGAUAAAUAUUGAUAAAGCCCAGUGAAACAUAAAAAUAAAAAAAUAAACGAGUGAACCAAAGAAAAGCAGGAUUCCCUUGGACCAGGCAACGAACAUCGAUGGAGACGACCCCCAUGGAAACAAAAUAACCGGUGAAAAUAAUCACAGAUCAAUGAAAGAGUUUCCCAUCCGUGGACGUGAUCGCAGUGGAAACUCGCGGGGGCAAAACUUUUCGCCAUUACCAUAAAAGCACUUCCUUCGUAGCCUUCAGCGGACGGAACCCAGACUAGGUGGCAAGGCAAAACUGCAUUAUCUCAUCAUCAAAGUGCGGUGGGAAAAUUUAUAAUCGGAAACGGAAAAAUUCAACACCAGUUUUUUCUCGCUCUCUGCUCCGCAGUUGGUUGUGGUGAACAAUCGUAGCUACUCUGGACACCCUUCGAAGAGAUAGAGUGAGAUAUUAAAACUUUUCAUUUCCCUUACCACCGACGACCGACAACCUGGAGGGAGGGAAAAAACGCAUUCCACGGUGAGAGCUGUUCUAUUUCCACUAUGGCAGUCGGAGCACCGGAGGCAAACUUGAUGGCAAUUGAUUUAAAUGGUGUAAUGAAAAUUAGCUGAGCUGCUCUGGUCCUUCUCCAUCACUGCGAGGAAGGAGGAAAAGGAAGGAGGGGGGAAAAGUUUUCUCCACCCAAUCAGGCCACGGAGCGAAGCCGGUGUGGAGAAGGCGUAAUGAUAACGUCACACCGUGGGAUGUCCAUCCGACUGCCAUAACCAUCGUCGUCGUCGUCGUCGUCGUCGUCGUAAUAAUAAUGCUAGUGAAGCUGCACGCCAGCUGUCCGAACUAAUUUUACCCUCUGGUGAGCAGAAAAAGUUGAAACCUGGGAAAUCAGAAAGUUUCGCCAUCCGACGCCCAGGCAACGGAACGGAAACGGCGUUCAGUGUGAAAUAAUGUGAUAAUCGAAUAGGGCGGACAGACAGACGGAUGGUGCACAACUAUUUUCCGUCGGAUGCGUGGAACUGAGAUUGUUGUGAGAAAAACGGAAACAGCAAAAUGACCCGUUGAGAGCACCGUGGUUGUUUGGUCUUCUUGGAAUAACGCGAAUUUAUCAACUGAGUAUAAACCGACGAGUGUGAAGCGAAGUGAGAGUGUGUCGUGAAAAAGAAGAGAAUCAGAAGAACCAUACAGUGAUAGAAACCAUGGCUGCGAUGAUGAUGGAAUUGAAGCUGAUUAUUCUGUGUUUGCCGUCGAUAUUGCUUGCCACCACACUUGAAUCAGAUAACAAAUCUAUACUGGCCAACACGGACUGGAAGCGACUGUGGCUGGAGACGGGUCAGCUGGGUAGUGCUGCCAGUAGCGGUAGCAGUAGUAGUAGUAGUGCGAGUGGUGGCGGUGGGAGCGAUGGCGGUAGUGGCAUCAUUGGAACCAUCAGUGCCGGCAUCGGGAGCCCGAGGACAGACAAUCAUCUCGACGGUGGCGAUUCGUCGCUGGGCGAUGAUGGCGAGGUGAUGGCACACAAUACAACCGUCCAGCUCGGCGGAGUUGCGUUCCUGGUCUGCAAGGUGGCCGGCGUGGACAGAGUGGGUGUACAUUGGAAUCAAAUCUCGUGGAUCCGACGGCGGGACUGGCACAUCCUCUCGUCCGGAGCGCAGAUGUACACCAACGACGAACGGUUCGCAAUCCUGCACACGCCCGGCUCCAACACCUGGACGCUGCAGAUCAAGUUCGUCCAGCGGAGGGAUCACGGUACCUACGAGUGUCAGGUAUCAACCCCGACCGGUGUUAUUUCACAUUUCGUAAAUCUGCAAGUGGUCGUACCCGAAGCGUUCAUACUCGGUUCCGGCGAGCUGCACGUGGAUAUGGGAUCAACAAUCAAUUUAGUUUGCAUAAUUGAGAAGAGUCCACAACCGCCCCAGUACGUGUACUGGCAGCGGAACGAUCGAAUGAUCAACUACGACGACUCCCGGCGGGACAUCUCGAUCGAAACGGUGCCCGGCCCACGGACGCAGAGCCGGCUCAUCAUCCGGGAGCCGCAGAUCAAUGAUUCCGGGAAUUACACCUGCUCGGCGAGCAACACCGAGCCCGCCAGUAUAUACGUGUUCGUGUCGAAAGGUGACAACACGGCGGCGAUAUCGCGUCGGAAAACGAGUGGCGCCGGCGCCACCAUUGCAGUGACUACACAUCUGUCCUCGCUGCUGCUGGACUGCCUCUACGUGGUACCGGGAGUGAUAGCAUCCUUCCUGCUGACGGCCAGGUACCAGGCCUGAAUGUGAAGCAACAUCCUCCUCUGUCGGCAGCCUCCUAGUAGGUUCCAAAGCAACCGAAAAACAAACCAACUGUACAGUAGUUACUGUCGUCGUCUGUAGUUAGUAAGUUAAGGAAGUACGGCUCUCGAACAAACGGAAUCCAGUAAAACGAAAAACACAAAAAAAAAGUGUUUCUCAUCAGCCCUGGACAGAUCGUCCAGGACAAGAACCGAGAGGGGGAAGCGGCGAAAACAUGCUAAAGCAAUUGCUUUUCCCCUGUAACAACUGACAGCACGCUGAGAGAGGCAGACAAAUUGAGAGAACAAUAUUUCGAAAAGUUUCAUUCAUGCUGGGCGAAAUUUGCAGAACACAACCUCCUUCAGGCACGUGAUGACAGCAGUGGGGCGAGGGAGAUUUAUGUCGCCAAUUGAGGGAUAAAGGAACACGAAAUGUAAAUUUUCUGUUAGGCUACAAAAGCGGAAAUUAAAUUUAAAACUAUCACAAACUUUGAGAAACCGGUGGCAUUGGUGGCGAAACAUGGGUUUCCUAUUUGAAAUAGUAUUCAGUGUCACUUCUCUCGAUAAAGGGAUGAAGCAACGCCCACAGGACGCCAUUGUAUUGGUCUAAAGCAUUGUUUGAAUUCAAGUAAAAGUUUGUUUUUGAUUAACACACAAAUUUAUAGUUUGCGUCGAAACAAGUGCUGCCAUCUAUGUUUUACAAAUACUGAAUGACGCCAUGGCUGUUUAAGGUAAUGAGUAUGAGAUGGUAGCACUGAUUUCAAAUGAGUUCAAAUAUUUUUCAAAACAGGAAUGCUUUUGCUUUAUGGUCAAUUCUGAAAACAGUCAUCGACACAUACUCACUGACAGUGAAGUUGGGAAAGUUAGACUAGAAUAUCUAAAAUCCACUGAUACCUUAGCUUACAGUCAAACCCAGUAGCGAAUUCAAUAGAAUGAUGACACAUUCACAGCAAUAAAAUCUCAAAGGAAUUUAUGCAUCGGACCCGAUGUUCCAGGAAAAAAUACACCACACACACACACACACACAAACAACACUAUUGCACUCUUGUGAAACAAAAAAAUAACACAACAUAAACAAUGCAAGCAAGCAGAUGAAAAUGUGCAUCAACGUGAACGAACAACAACCGGAGAAAAACAAUUUCGAGCUUAAAUUAUUCAAGUCCAUUCAACAACAAAAAAAAACAAAGAGGCUGAGUACGGAAAACUGAAUGUUAAUGACCAAAACGGUGCAUCUAGCCGAAAACGAGUGUUGUUGUUGUUGUUAAAAACUGCUCCGGUCAAUACAAAAUAAUGAUGGAAAUGAAAAGAACUGUAAAUAGAGUUUCAUUAAAAUAGGAGGCAACUCAGUAAAAGCACAUAAACGACCCGCUGGUGAUGGAAUGUCAGAAAUUAAUUAUCCAUCCGAGGGAGCCGCACAUUCAUUCGGGACCCGGGUGGAAAAUCGCAAUUACAAACUGCAAAUAAACUGAAGAUGAAAAGAA